Messenger RNA from Gadus chalcogrammus (walleye pollock), 1121 nucleotides. RefSeq names its product ribosyldihydronicotinamide dehydrogenase [quinone]-like. The transcript has 7 exons. The record is from RefSeq and is a predicted model, not a curated record. Lineage: Eukaryota; Metazoa; Chordata; Actinopteri; Gadiformes; Gadidae. Gene Ontology annotation, cellular component: cytosol. The coding region runs from base 87 to 1094 and encodes 335 amino acids. Gene Ontology annotation, molecular function: NAD(P)H dehydrogenase (quinone) activity.
AUCCUGGGUCUUCCAUCUGCAACAGCUACUCAGCCGUCAGCCGUCAGCCAUCAGCUCAGCAUCUGUAUUAGACAACGUGUUGAAAAAUGGCAGCGAAGAAGGUGCUGGUUGUUUACGCCCAUCAGAGCGCCGGGUCGUUCAACUCUGCAGCUAAAGACGCUGCUGUCGAGGUCCUGGGCGCUCAGGGCUGCACGGUGGACGUGUCCGACCUGUACGCCCUCAAGUUCAAGGCCACGGCCACUGCUGAAGACAUCGUUGGAGAGGUGAAGAACCAGGAUCACUUCCGCUACGCUGAGGAGACCAAGCUUGCGUGGGAGGAGGGCAAGCUGUCUGAAGACAUCGUGGAGGAGCAGCGCAAACUCACCCAGGCAGACCUUGUCAUCUUCCAGUUUCCCAUGUACUGGUUCUCAGUCCCUGGCAUCAUGAAGGGCUGGAUCGACCGGGUGCUGACGUCAGGCUAUGCCUUCACGCAGGAGAAGAGAUACAGCCAGGGCAUCUUCAAGGACAAGAAGGCCAUGCUGUCCUUCACCACCGGCUCCAAUGAGUCCAUGUUCAGUGCCAAUGGCAUCAAUGGGGACAUGAAUGUCACCCUGUGGCCACUACAGAAUGGAAUCCUGCACUACUGCGGGUUCCAGGUCCUGGCCCCCCAUAUCUUCUGGGCUCCCUCUCAUGUGAAGGCUGAGACUCGGGACACCAUGCUGGGGGGCUGGCGGGAGGAGUCAGAGGACAACUGCCAGCACACUGAUUGGCUUGAGCCAAGCUGUCUGCAUCAACGUCCCGGUUUCCACUUGCAGAAUGGAAUCCUGCACUACUGCGGGUUCCAGGUCCUGGCCCCCCAUAUCUUCUGGGCUCCCUCUCAUGUGAAGGCUGAGACUCGGGACACCAUGCUGGGGGGCUGGCGUACCCGCCUGCAGGGUCUGCUGCUGGAGGCCCCGCUCUCCUUCACCCCGUCCGACUCCUUCGACGGGGCCAAGGGCUUCCAGCUGAAGCCCGAGGUCCAGGAGAAACACGAGGACCAGGAGUUCGGGCUGACGGUGGGAACCCACCAGGGGAAGAGGCUGCCCCCCAACAGCCAGAUCAGAGCUGGUGUCUAAACUGUCUAAUAAAACUCUAGACUCAAA